Molecule: messenger RNA, 597 nt
Organism: Suillus subalutaceus
Lineage: Eukaryota; Fungi; Basidiomycota; Agaricomycetes; Boletales; Suillaceae
Exons: 8
Coding region: 1-597 (198 amino acids)
Source: RefSeq, a predicted model, not a curated record
AUGUCUUCCACUGGUCCUACUCGCCAAGCACUGAGUAAUAUUCUCAACAAUACUGAUUCAGCUCCCUCUCAGCGUCAACGCCGCAACCGCCGCCCUUCAGAGAAGGCUCUGUACCAAGUCGAGGAGGACCAAGAACACUGUGAGGCAUGCCGCACCCAAGUGGUCAAGAAAAAAUUAAGGCCACCUGUAAAAAUCGUUGUGGACAGAGGUACACAUGACGGCACACAGUUUUCAACGCAGGCUAUCGCCCUGUCCAGAGGUAGUGUACCAUCCAACAGUCCACUAGAUCUGCGUCCCUGGUUCAGCAAGGUACAUACACCAGCUCUGUCCAGAACGUCUGUGUCUGGGGGCUGGCAGGAAGACCCUCUUACAAAGGAGUCUGGUUUUGGCGAUCGUGAACAGAGGUCCAAUGGUCUCAGUCUCCAACCUGUGCCACGGAAGCUGACAGUGGCACGUGCCAACGAGCUCAUCCAACUUCGACAGUUUGACAACGACGAAGAUGAUGUGUUCACCAGUGGAGAGACAUACCAUGGUGAGGGUAACAACUAUGAGGAUUUGCACCACUUGAAGCGUGUUGUGGCUGCCACCCUCAGAUGA